Messenger RNA from Quercus robur (English oak), 1218 nucleotides. RefSeq lists its product as uncharacterized. The coding region runs from base 1 to 1218 and encodes 405 amino acids. The transcript has 4 exons. The record is from RefSeq and is a predicted model, not a curated record. Lineage: Eukaryota; Viridiplantae; Streptophyta; Magnoliopsida; Fagales; Fagaceae.
AUGAAAAAACAUCUUGCGGGGAUAAAAGGUGAUAUUGGAUCAUGUAAAAAGGUUUCUCAUGAUGUGAGAUACCUAAUGUUAGAAUAUGUGAAAGCUGAGAAACAAUGUCAAGAAGAAAUGUUUAGUGUGCCUUCCACAAAUAGUGAUAUGCAAGAAGAUGAAGAUGUUCAAGAAGUAUAUAGUAGUGGGUUGCCUAAAAAACCUGUUUUAGGUAAAAGAAAGGGUACAAAUCUGGUGGAUAAUUACUUUGCUCCAAGAACUACUCCAGGAGCUCAACCUGGUCUUAAAAGUGUGUUCCAAAGUAAAGAAAGGGUGAGGCGAGCUGAUAUGGCUAUUGUAAGGUUUCUGUAUGACAAUUGCAUAACUUUUAAUGUAGUGAAUUCAGUGUACUACCAAAAGAUGAUUGAUGCCGUAGCUGCUGUUGGUCCUGGCUACAAAGGUCCAUCUUAUCAUGCUAUACUAGUAUUUGUAAAAUCAGUUGAUGCCUCAGAUGUUGUGAAGAGUACUAGAAACUUAUUUAAACUAUUUGAUGAAGUAGUUACAUGGGUUGGUCCAAAAAACAUAGUUCACAUGAUUACUGAUAAUGCUUCCAAUUAUGAUAUGGGAGACAUGCCUCAUGUGGAGAGACUUAAAAAACGUGCAUCCAAAGUCACAGUUUUUAUUUAUAAUCAUGUGGCUUUGAUUGCUUGGUUGAAGAAGAGACCUGGUUGGACAGAUAUUAUACUUGUAGGAGCAACAAGAUUUGCUACUACUUUCCUUUCAUUUGGAAGUCUUCAUGAUGAUAUUAAUGUUCUUGUCAAGAUUUCAUCGCCACUCAUUCGUUUGUUACGGAUUGUUGAUUCUGAUCAAAGACCUGCAAUAGGAUAUGUGUAUGAGGGCAUGCAUAGAGCACGGUUGGGAAUCAAGAAGAUCUUCCGAAUGAAGAAGCACUUGUACAAGCCAUAUACCUCAAUUAUAAAAAACCGUUGGGACAAACAUUUGCAUAAAGAUUUUCAUGCUGCUGCAUAUUGGUUAAAUCCUGCUUUUCAAUAUGAUGAGGAGAAUUUUUGUCGGAAACCAGCAGUACAUAUGGCUGUUUUGGACUACAUUGGGACAAAAUAUGAUGGUUACAAAGAAAAGGUAAUUAAGGAAACCCAAUAUUUUCGAGACCGUAUUGGGAGCUUUGAUAAAGAUCUUGCAUUGUCAACAAGCACAACCACUCAUCUAGGUGAGAAGUAA